AUGCUAUGUGCUUGGCAGUUACGAAGGGACUCGUCAUCGAGCGGAUGGCCGAGUUGUUAUAGUUCAUGUGUUGAUCCCAAAACGGUGGUCCUUCGAGCCGGGAGUUCUUUCCGGAAGAACGGAACGAUAAUUGAGAUAGCUGAAGUCAAACCCUUUCCCGGGUACGACGAUCCGCCGUUCGACAAAGAUGUAGCUUAUAUGAAAACUGCUAAGCCCAUAGAGUUUAGUGAGACAAUGCAGCCGAUUGCUCUACCUCCGAAGAGCAGAGCAGUCCGCGGUGAUUCUGAGAUUGUUGUUAGUGGUUGGGGAAGAACAAGGCAAGGUGCUUCAUCGAUCCCUGAUAGGCUGAUGGCUGUUAAGCUGCCCGUGGUGAACUUCUUCCAAUGUUUCCUUGUCUACCCGACCGUGCUCACCUCGAAUAUGUUCUGUUCUGGAAACUUCUUCCUUGGAGGGAAGAGUACUUGUCAGGGUGAUUCGGGCGGGGCGGCCAUCCAAGAUAACAUGGCUGUUGGUAUUGUCUCAUUUGGGCGCGGCUGUGGACAGGCCCUAUCGCCUUCCGUGUUCGCUGACAUUGCUUCGCCGAUUUUAAGGGAUUUCAUUACAGAAAACACUGGUUUAUAG
Messenger RNA from Leptosia nina, 621 nucleotides. The record is from the annotation of a GenBank genome assembly. NCBI's taxonomy places the organism in Eukaryota, Metazoa, Arthropoda, Insecta, Lepidoptera, Pieridae.